Molecule: messenger RNA, 810 nt
Organism: Pneumocystis jirovecii RU7
Lineage: Eukaryota; Fungi; Ascomycota; Pneumocystomycetes; Pneumocystales; Pneumocystaceae
Exons: 7
Coding region: 1-810 (269 amino acids)
Biological process (GO): mitochondrial respiratory chain complex IV assembly
Cellular component (GO): mitochondrion; membrane
Source: RefSeq, a predicted model, not a curated record
AUGUUUAAUUUAUGUUUUUCGUCUAAAAAUUCACGACAUUAUACAUAUUUUUCAUUUCAACGUUCAUCUUAUAUCUUUAAAGGAUUAUUAAGUACAAUUCCAGUUAUUGCUUUUGGGCUGGGAACCUGGCAGUAUUAUCGUCUUCAAUGGAAACGUAAUCUUAUACGAAAUUUUGAAGAAAGAUUAUCUAAUGAACCUAUAAGGUUAACUAAAGAUACUAAUUUUUUUAAUUUGCAUAAACUUGAAUAUCAAAAGGUUUUAAUAACUGGAAGAUUUAAACAUGAUGAAGAAAUGCUUGUGGGGCCUUUAUUAUUUGAGGGGAAAAAUGGAUAUCAUGUUAUUACUCCUAUGGAAAUAAGUGAUGGUUGUAAUUGUUUAAUUAAUCGUGGUUGGAUUCCAUCUGAUAUGGCUGACCCAUCAAAAAGAACAGAAGGGCUGUCUAAUGAAGAGGUUACAAUUCAAGGUUUAAUACGUUUACCACCAAGAAAUAAUCUAUUUACACCUACUAAUAAACCUGAAUUAAAAAAAUAUUACCACGUUGAUAUUAAACAAAUGUCUGAAUUGACACAUUCACAGCCUAUAUAUAUAGAACAAUUGCUAGAAAAUGACCCCAUUAUGGCUGCUUUUUUAGUAACUAAAGGCAAACCUAUUGGUAAAACUGCUCGAUUACAGAUACGCAACAAUCAUUUAGAAUAUAUGUUUACAUGGUAUGCUUUAUCUUUUACAACAUCAAUCAUGCUAUAUUUUAUAUUAAGAACUCCAUUAUCACCAAUUACUAGAAGAAUACGUCAUGCAAAAAGACUUUCUUAG